Molecule: messenger RNA, 1356 nt
Organism: Papaver somniferum (opium poppy)
Lineage: Eukaryota; Viridiplantae; Streptophyta; Magnoliopsida; Ranunculales; Papaveraceae
Exons: 2
Coding region: 1-1356 (451 amino acids)
Molecular function (GO): RNA-DNA hybrid ribonuclease activity; nucleic acid binding
Source: RefSeq, a predicted model, not a curated record
AUGGCGGGAGUUAAAUCUUCAAUUUUGUCGGGGAUUCGAUGGGUGCACACUGAAGUUAUGCGCAAUACUAAAUCCUUAAUAGGUGAUGGUAGGGCAACUUCUUUAUUUUUUGAUGUUUGGUAUGGUUCUGUAACUUUGGCUGAGGUCUUGCAGAGAACUGACCUUGACAGACGUGCGAGAGUUAGUGAUAUCAUAGUGCAGAAUCAAUGGCAUUUGGAGGGAGAGCAUAUUCGUGAACUUGCAAGUGCUGGUGUGGCUAGGGUGAAUUUACCAAGAAGGCAUAUGGGCAUUGAUGAGAAGAUUUGGAUGCCAGAUCUAAAGGGAAUGUUCUCUGUCAGGUCUGCAAGGGAUUUGGUGCGCAGCAAGUAUCCUUUGCUUCUUGAAGCAAAUCUGUUGUGGAGAAGGGUGGUGCACCUGGAUUUAUCAGCUCAGAAUUGGAAAUUUGUUAUGGGAGCUUGUGCAACUCUGGACAAAGUUAGGAGUAGAUUCAAGAUUGCUCUCCCAUCUCGGUGCAGUGUGUGUCAGAUUGAGGAGGAGUCUUUGGAGCAUAUUCUCUGGAGCUGUAGUGCUGCUAAACGUGCUUGGCAGUGGUUGGAAGGUAUUUUUCAUCUUAAAUCUUGUUAUAACUUGAUUGCAUCUAAUAAACAAGCAAAAGGUUGUAGUAGAAUGGUUAAAGAUCUGUGGCUUGUCUCCAAUCUGGUGGUGCGUUCAGAAUUGUGGUUUCAAAGGAAUAAGAUGGUUUAUAAGAAGAAGAAGCCUUGCUGGAAUUUCUUCAAGAAGUGUGUGUUUAAUUUCAUUCAUGAAUACACAGAUAGAAUGAAUGGGUGUAUGCUUAACAGGGUUGAAGAUCUGGAGAUAUUGGAUUUUUUCAGAGUUAAAUGCCGUAAGGUGAAGAUGUUGGAACCUGUUGAGUGUCUUUGGCAGCCUCCAAUGCAAAAUCAACUCUUGUUGUGCUGUGAUGGAGCUUCUAGAGGUAACCCAGGGGUGGCCGGAGCUGGAGUGGUGGCUAGGAAUUCAACUUGUGAAGUGGUGGGAGCAAUCAUUCUAAUUGGCUUAGAUUGGGCAGUUCAAUGGGGUUACAGAGAUGUGCUUGUAAGGACUGAUUCUAUGAGUGUUAUAACUGCUUUGGAAGGGGAUAAUAUUCCAUGGUUUGCAAGACAUAGAUGGUAUGAAGCUAAAUUCAAGUUUGAUUCUAUUCAAUUGGUGCAUACGUUUCGUGAAGCAAAUUUUGCAGCUGAUAAGAUGGCAAAGACUGGUUGUUUUUUAGAUUCUAGAGUGAGACUCAAUUUUGUUGGGCGUUCUCUUUUGAUAAACUUAAUUGAGUAUCCUAAUGUUUCUUAUUUUCGUUUUAAAUAG